Plasmopara halstedii is the source of this 540-nucleotide messenger RNA. RefSeq lists its product as uncharacterized. The record is from RefSeq and is a predicted model, not a curated record. NCBI's taxonomy places the organism in Eukaryota, Oomycota, Peronosporomycetes, Peronosporales, Peronosporaceae. The transcript has a single exon. Bases 1 to 540 code for a protein of 179 amino acids.
AUGCAGUUGUGGACUCAUUCUUCAAUCUACCACAACCAGCUCAAGGGUCCAGAUCAUCCAUUGGAGAAAGUUAUGGUCUCCUUGUUCAAGUUCGCCUUAUUUGUCAUCAUUAUCGGUGUAGCCAUUGCGGAGAAUCGUGCUACGGGACCAUUUCGUGCAUUGACCACGCGAAAUCUCGUACGUGUCCAAAAUGCUGUCGAGAAGGAGUUAAUGGCCAAAAUCGUCAACGACGCUUUACAGCCCGGAGCUGUCAAAGAAGUUCUCCAAGAUGUAGCAAGCAAAAUAGAGGGGCUCAAGAAUGUUCCCAAUUUGUGGGAAGCUUACGACAAGAACAUCGCAGCGUUUAAAGAACGCCUCAUAAACGACCUUAAACCAAACUAUGUGUUUGGAUUAAUCACAGGUAAGAAGUAUGGUGAAACGAGCCUUCUUGCGGUAAGCGAUGAGCAUACUACUUUGUAUCAACUUUAUUGUGCUUUAAGCAAAAAGGUAGAACAGGAAAUGUCGAAGUACAGUAUUGGAAAGGGAUACCUGAUUAACUAA